This is a messenger RNA of Colletotrichum lupini, 612 nucleotides long. RefSeq lists its product as uncharacterized. The record is from RefSeq and is a predicted model, not a curated record. Bases 1 to 612 code for a protein of 203 amino acids. Lineage: Eukaryota; Fungi; Ascomycota; Sordariomycetes; Glomerellales; Glomerellaceae. The transcript is spliced from 3 exons.
AUGAUGCCGGACGCGGAUCACUCUGAGCCAGAGGUACUCCGCGUUGGAAUCAAAUCUUCUGUGACAACGCUUCCCGAAUUUUCGGUUCAAUUAUUCUCUAUCCACAUCCUCAUCACCAGACUUGUCGCCAUGAGCAAGAACAGCCAGCCUGAGCCCGAUUGGAGCAAGGUGCCUCUGAGUGACGAGAUAACCUGGACAGACGUCAAGAGCGCCAAUGGCCGAACCUUCAAGGUCGGGGUCCCCAAAGGAACGCCCAUCACGUCUGCCGAAGUGAAUGGUCCCGCCGACAAUGUUUUAGCUGAGAGUAGCAAGCAACCCUUCGAUAUCACGGUCAACUGGACCGGGGGACCGCCUCCACAAGGCUUCUCCACUUUCAAGACACCUACGGCCCAAGAAACCCAGAUCACCAGCAUCACCCGAUACAACUUGCAAACCAGUGGGAUCGACUACAAUGAGUUCUCCUUCUCCUGCACUGAGACGUACAACUUUUACUUCUACGAUAAGACUGGCGAUUACUAUCAAGUCAAUGUCUUCUGGGCCAGACCCGACACCUUGCACUACGUCUCGUACUUCUCCAGCGACCCUACCAUUGUCAGGGUGACUGGUAGUUAA